Molecule: messenger RNA, 1679 nt
Organism: Cynoglossus semilaevis (tongue sole)
Lineage: Eukaryota; Metazoa; Chordata; Actinopteri; Pleuronectiformes; Cynoglossidae
Product: SLAIN motif-containing protein 2-like
Exons: 7
Biological process (GO): microtubule nucleation; cytoplasmic microtubule organization; positive regulation of microtubule polymerization
Cellular component (GO): microtubule plus-end
Source: RefSeq, a predicted model, not a curated record
UAGACUAGUGGAUUUGCUGAACCUGGGUGACUUGGAAACAUGUAUUUAAUUUUCAUUCUUUUUUAUUUUCGCACUCUGUUGCUGCACUAUAUCAGAUUCAGGUGAUGUCUCAGCUGCGUUUACGGCCUCAGCAUAACGUUUUUAUUAUUAAUAACGUUUACGUUUUCUGUCUGAUGCCUUAAACGCAAACCAAAUCCUAACAAUAGGAAAGCACCUGUUCUAGUCCGUGUACCAGAAAGAAUGUUACGUCAGUUCUAUACGGAAAUACGCGCAGAAAAUAAUCUGACAGGUUAAAUGGAAUAAUUGCCAUUGCUUUUCUGUGCAGUGAAACCAGCGUAGUUGAUUUUGUUGGGUGGAGUCACAGUCACACCCGUGCUCUGAUGCCGCGGAAGUCUUAUUAUCUGUACAGCAUCUGACGUUUGUGACGUCAGCUUGGGUUCACGUUGGUGUCUUUUUGGUUCUACGUAUUCACAUUUUUCUCCCACAUUGAAGCAGCGUUGCUGAGCCCCGCGAUGACGACGGAGGCGGACUGCAACAGCAACUUUCUGGAAGUGAAAAGGCUGCAGGAGCUCAUCCGAAAGUUGGAGCGACAGAACGAAGAGCUGCGCAUCCAGACGACUGACUGUACAGGCGGCCAACGAUCGCCGCGGUUCCACCUCUUAAGUCCUCAGACAGACUAUUUCAAACUGCACAUUGCCGGAGAUAAAGCAGAAACGGGGGAGAAGGAGGGAGACGUCGGCGGAUCGGUCCUGGAUGAGGUCGAGCUUCUGGAUUUGGGUUCUCUGGAUGAAGAUGAAGAAACGUGGUUGUAUGAGUCGCCAAAGGCCAGACGGAGCUCAGAGAAGUCCCUCUCACCUCUGCAGUGGUGCCAACAGGUUCUGAAUAACCUGAAGACAGAUCUGGAGACCACCAGGCAGUCGCUGUCCUUCCAACUAAACCAAGGCUCCAGGUGGCGUAGCUCCAUGACCAGUUCCUCUCCGUCCUUCUCUCCUGGCCCUCCCCUCAGGCAAAAUGGUGGAGGUUCCACCGUGGUUGUUCCUUUAUGUUCGACUUCUCAACCCUCUGAAAAGAACACAAACCCACCAGCCUUCCUUCCUGACAUCCGUCGGACACAGAGUCCACUAGGAAAGAAGUUGUCUCCAAUAGCUGAGAGGACUCCGACGUUCCUCCCUCAUUCAGCCAGUAGACCCAUCCACCUGAGUCACUUGUUCCUCACUCCUGCGUCACCCGUGGGCAGGGGCCUCGGUGUAUCAGACGUGUUGGACACUCCCAUCACUAUGGGAUUCAAACUACAGGACUUUACUGAUGUCCAGGUCAUGGCGCGCAUGCAGGAGGAGAAUCUCAGAGCUCAUCGCUACUUCAGCUUCAUUAAUCCCAACAGGCCUAAGACAGGACUACGUAGGCGGGACCUCCACGCUGGACCUCCUGCGCAGCCAGAGCUUCACCUCAGAGCUCAGCGUCAGCCCCGACCUGGGAGAGGGAAAGGAGGGCAACGACGAAGAUUGUUCCCUUCUACUGCACCUAACACGCUCACACACCUUGUCCAGUAUCAGAGAAUUGGACCAAAGCCUAAGGUUCCUGGUCACCCCACCUCCCACUCCCUCCACUCGUACACUCCCCUUAGCCGGCAUCGCCAUUCAGCCUCUGGACCAAGGCCGAUCCCGAAGAAUGGAAUUGGG